Messenger RNA from Cloeon dipterum, 1527 nucleotides. RefSeq names its product Kruppel-like factor 1. Gene Ontology annotation, biological process: regulation of transcription by RNA polymerase II. The transcript has 2 exons. The record is from RefSeq and is a predicted model, not a curated record. Gene Ontology annotation, molecular function: DNA-binding transcription factor activity, RNA polymerase II-specific; RNA polymerase II cis-regulatory region sequence-specific DNA binding. NCBI's taxonomy places the organism in Eukaryota, Metazoa, Arthropoda, Insecta, Ephemeroptera, Baetidae. Bases 125 to 901 code for a protein of 258 amino acids.
GCGACGGGCACAACGCAGUCCGCAGCCGGCCGAGACGCACCUGAAAAUCAACGAGCGCCAGCACCUUGGAGCCGCACAUCGCCUUUGCCACCCUUGCCGCCCUCUCGAGGUCUCCCCUCCGACGAUGGCCGACUUUCAGGAGAUGUGGCAGGACAUCGAGACGGUGAUCCUGGGCGUGGGCGGGCCGCCGAACCCGGCGUGCGUCGCGCCGGUCACCGACUCGAAGGCCAAGGAGUGUUCGCCGUGCUCGUCUCCGUGCUACUACAGCAACGACACCCUGCUGCCGCCCCACCAGGGCGACCAGCAGGUGCCCACCUUCGACGAGUACCCCAGGGUGAAGGUGGAGCAGCAGCCGACGGCUGCCUACUACCACCACCACCACCACCCUUACCAGGCGGCGGCGUACGGCCAGGGUCAGGUGACGCCGCCGCCCACCCCCGACGCCUGCUUCUACCAAGCUUACCACCACCACCAGCACCCCCAGCAGGCCGCCUACAUGGGCCACUUCCGCAUUCUCACCCCGCCCUCGAGCCCGCACGUCUUCCACCCCCGCCCCGUGCAACUGCCGCCGCCGGUCGCCCCCGCUGCUACACCCAAGCCGCGCCGCAGACGCAACUGGAGCCGCAGGAAGGUGGUGGUGCACACGUGCUCGCACCCCGGCUGCGCCAAGACGUACACCAAGUCGUCGCACCUGAAGGCCCACCUCAGGACGCACACCGGCGAGAAGCCCUACGUGUGCAACUGGAAGGGCUGCUCGUGGCGCUUCGCCAGGUCCGACGAGCUGACCAGGCACUACCGAAAACACACCGGCGACCGACCCUUCCACUGCAGACUCUGCGAACGCGCCUUCUCCAGGUCGGACCACCUGGCGCUCCACAUGAAGAGACACAUGGCCACGUGAAAAGCGUCCCAGGGGCCAAUCCAGCGAGAAUCCACCAGGAUUCAACCGGGAAUCCAUUGGGAUUCAAUCUGGAUCCACCUGCUCGUCGUCUAGUCACUGCUGGCAAGCAGCCCGCGAAUCAAAUGAGUUAAAUAAGAGUUCGAAGACUCUCAAAUCCGUCUUUCCAGCGUUUUCCUUAUUCUGGGAAAUGCCACCGACUUGUUGAAAUUAUAGCUGUUGUACAUAAAUAUACUUUUAAAGUAUAAUUUUUACGUUUCGUUGAUUUUAUAGGCUAAAAAGACUUGACCGGUAUUGAAAUUUUAAGGUGUUAAAAGGAAAAUAAUGCUUCCAGAAAAUUAUUUUCCUUCCAUUACCAAAGUUUUAUUUUUUUCAUCCCUAAAUCACGACAAAUUUAGAGAUUCACCCUUUUCACCUAGUUUUUCGUUUUUGUGUUAAUUUAUAUCGUGUCACACUAACCCUAAUUUAUUAAGAAAUUAAUGAAACCACACACGAUGUUCAUAAAAUGACGACUGCGCUGUUUUUAAAAUUGUAAAUAAUUUUAUAAAAUUAUGCUUUGUUUGAAUCCAUUUGUAUACAUUUUAACGCUGUGUAUUUUAAUGUUCACGCAAUAAAUUUUUACUUUCACA